This is a messenger RNA of Xyrauchen texanus (razorback sucker), 3608 nucleotides long. RefSeq names its product probable G-protein coupled receptor 149. Gene Ontology annotation, biological process: neuropeptide signaling pathway. The record is from RefSeq and is a predicted model, not a curated record. Bases 1 to 2160 code for a protein of 719 amino acids. Gene Ontology annotation, molecular function: G protein-coupled receptor activity; neuropeptide binding. NCBI's taxonomy places the organism in Eukaryota, Metazoa, Chordata, Actinopteri, Cypriniformes, Catostomidae. Gene Ontology annotation, cellular component: membrane; neuron projection. The transcript has 4 exons.
AUGUCGACGACUCAUGCCUCACAUUUGCCCAACAAAACUAACAUAUACGAUGAUGUGGACCAGGUUGAAGGCAACUGGCAGAUUAUUUUUGGCUUAUCAUUUGCCAUUGCAACUGUCACUUGCAUGGGAGGUUUGUAUUCGCUUCUGUCGCUACUCAGGAUGAGGAGUAAGUCUUCCCUGUGUCUGAUAGUGGCUUCACUGUCCAUAGACGACCUGAUCAGCGUCGUGCCGCUCACACUCUUCAUGAUCCUGCAAUGGAGGACCGGAGACGCGAACCGGUCGGGCGUAAUGUGCACCUUAUCAGGGCUCCUCUAUGUUUUCCAAGGGUUGUCGAGCAAUAUGAAAGCCUGCCUCAUGGUUUCCUACACGUUUUACGUGACAAAGCGUUUUGGAGUGUAUCAGUCACCUAACCGGCCUCUCGGGGUGUUCGUGGCGGUGCUCGCUGUGUGGACGGUCAGUCUGGUGGUCAGCGUCCUGCCAUUAUGCGGUUGGGGUCGCUUCGCCCCCGCGUCUCUCGGCUGUCUCCCUGUGAACGACAGCUUCUACGUGCUGCUUCUCUUCGCUGUUUACUCACUGUGUUUCUGCGUGCUGGUAGUUUGCUCGGUUCCUCUGAUAUAUCAACUCAUGUGCUCCUCGGAGGCUUUAAAGACAUUUUACCCGAGCUAUUUUGAAAUUGCCGGCUCAGCGUCGUUGUGUGAGAUACCCUCUCUUUCACGGGAUAGCUUGGAGAAAAGUUUAGGAGCCUACAAUGAAUUCAACACGACCACAAGCAGUUUUAAGAACAAAACGGAGACAUAUUCUCUCUCAUAUUCACCGGCAACCGGUCAUUUUCAGAAGGAUGUUUCGCAGAGUGCACUGCAUUCCCCUGUGUUUUUCUCUCAGAAACGCUUCUCGAUGAUUCUGGCCAUGGCUCGAAUGGUUUUGUGGAUGCCAAUGAUGACACAGAUCUUGGUGAGUCAUGCUGUUCACAUGCACAGCUCGUCUUUGGAGACUCUCUGUUUUUUCCUGACCUUGCUCUCCGCGGCGGUCACCCCGGUUUUCAUGCUUUCAGAGCGCUGGGUCCAUCUGCCGUGCGGCUGCUUUAUCAACUGUCGCCAAGGUUUUGGAACCGAGCUCUCUGACGCAAAGAAAAGGAGACUUGAAUUCAAUCUCUCCUUCCAGCAAGGCUAUGGCAUGUACAAGAUCUCCCACGCCAAGUCGCCGUCUAUCGAGAAACCCUCAUUUAACAGUUUAUACAGCUGUGAUUUCUCAGAGAGCAGGGUGGCAGUGCUAGACAGUGGUCGGAUCGGUAAGUUCAGCACCACGGCAGUGGAGGACAGCUCCCUCCACAGUGAGCUACUACUGGAGGAGAGUGUGGAAGGCCCACCUCAGAGCUCCGUGGAACGAGACGGAUCAUGCAGCGUCUCUCCUCAGGUCUCAGUCUGCUGUCGUGAGGAUCUUAACCUUGACAACUUGUCCGUCUUUGAUGGCCCGGAAAGGAGACUGUCCCAUGAGGAGUGUCGUAAAAUUGAGCUGACGGACUGGGAGUGGUGCAGGAGUAAAUCAGAGAGGACUCCGAGACAGAGAUCCAUGGCUGGGCUGGCCAUUCCAUUAUGUGCCUUCCAGGGCACAGUAUCCCUCCAUGCCCCUACGGGAAAAACACUGUCCCUCUCCACCUACGAAGUCUGCAGUGAUGGCCUCAAGAUCUCCCCUAACAAUGCCAAGAAGGUUGAAGUGUACCGUUCCAAAUCAGUGGGUCACGAACCCAGUGCGGAAGACCCCAACUCCGGCAGUGGGGGUGUUGGAGCUGGAGUCGGUGACACCAAUGUGAAAAUCCACCUAGAGGUUUUGGAGAUCUGUGACAAUGAGGAGGCCAUGGACAGUGUCUCCAUCAUCUCCAACAUCAGCCAGUCAUCCACACAUGCACGUUCACCUUCGCUACGUUACUCUCGGCGAGAAAAUCGCUUUGUGUCAUGUGACCUGGGCGAAACGGCAUCAUAUUCGCUGUUGAUCCCUACCAGUAACCCGGAUACAGAUAACAUCAACAUACACAUUCCAGAUACAGUGGAAGCACAUAGGCAGAACAGCCGAAGACAACACCAGGAGGCUGGAGGGUACCAGGAAGAGAUACAGCUGCUCAACGAAGCCUACAGGAGGCAGGCAGAUGACCAAGGGAACUAACGCCAACAGACACAAUAGGGUAUACAAAUGGGCUGAGAUGGCCCAGGGAAGAAGUAUGGAAUGUUUGAAUGUAGAAUUUAAAGCUUUUGAGAAAAUACAGUUAGCAGCAAGAAUAUUAGAGGCUGAAAUGGGGAAAUAUUGCCUGGUUCAAAGAAUCACAAGAGAGAUAUUGUUCUGCCAAGCUGUUUGCUUUAGUAAGCAAUUUUGGUGUAAAAAUAGGCUGGAAGCAUUUUGUGGUUUUCAGAUUUUGUAACUGCCUUUAAGAUUAAAUGAGAGUACCCACAUCUUCAAGGUUAGCGCACAGCAAGGAAGGGUUUGGAAAGUGGGAUGAUUUAUCUGUCAAAGUGCAGAUAAAAUGUGCUCGGAGGUAAAACAAAUCUCAAGAUGAGGUUUAUGAGACAGAGAGAAAGCUUGCUCGGAUGUGCCCUUAGUAUCAAGCCUUAGGGAGGAUUGUUCAGAGGGUUAUGAUGCCGAUGGUAACUUUCAGAUUGUGAGAAGAGGAGAUGUCGCAGUAAGAAUGAAGUACUGGUGAUAAAGGCUGAAGUCUUGAGCUGUUGACAUAUAGGCUGAAAUAAAGUUUAUUGAAGACUCAGAAAGAGGAAUGGGCUUUACCCUUCUUUUUAAUGUUCUGGCAUUUAUUAAUUAUAAACGUAAGUGAACAGAUAGAGAGGGUUGAGGAGAAAGCUGAAUAAAGAAGGACAAAUUCUGUUAGGUGUGUGUGUCUGCAGUGUUUGCGAGACAGACAAAGAAAGGGAUUGCGAGGGCGUGUGGAGAAGAAGCAACUAAAAUAAAUUAAGUAUUUAAGUAUUCUAGCUCAGGCACAGACCAUAUGGCAUACUGAAAUAUAAGUUGCCAAAUGUGUAUGUCACAAAUGUUUUGUAAUAUACACAUAAUAGCUAAUAACACAGUUGGGGUGUAUUUUCUCUAUGUCUAAAUGUACACUUAGUAUGAGUGAAUUUACUGAUGUAUGUAUUCUGUAUGUGGGAAUUUGUAAACCUUUUUUCUUAUUCUAAACCCAUGCACACAUCCUAUGGUUUAUCAAAAUGCCUGACCUUGACUGCUGAGACAGAGAGUGAAUGAGAGAGAGAGAAACUUUCACAAAUGUAAAAGUGAGAGAGAUGCAUAGGCCUAUUUUAUAUGUUAAUGUGUGUGCAAAUGAAUGCUCAUUUUUGAGUCACUUAGGAAUCCUUUCCCCCAUUUUCAGUGCAUUAGAUUUGCAAUCAGAAAUGUGACCCAUGCCACUCACUUGCAUUUAAUACAGGCAUAAAUGUAGCUCUGCAAUGAAACAUUCAUGGACAUUUCAAUGGAUGACUCUGAACUAAGAUUAAUGCAGGCUCUGACGAUUCUGCUUAUUUACAUUGAAGCUUUUCCAUAUCAAUAUAGCCUAUAAAAAAGUUAUUUCGAAAUGUGAAAAUGAAAUACAACACAUACAUAGAGGCUCACAUAGC